Paramuricea clavata is the source of this 1374-nucleotide messenger RNA. The record is from the annotation of a GenBank genome assembly. Lineage: Eukaryota; Metazoa; Cnidaria; Anthozoa; Malacalcyonacea; Plexauridae.
AUGGACGAUAUAAUCUGGCUUGAAAACAUCAGAGAGGCUGUUAAAGCUAGUAAACGGGAGUUUGACGUUGAACAUAUUAUUGGUAGAGGCACCUUUGCUAAGGUCGUCAAGGCCAAGUGUACAAAGGAAGGCGUUAAUGAAGGCAAACAAUUUGCAAUAAAAAUCUUGACUUAUGAUGUAAACAAUAGAGAUCAUUUGGAAUAUCAGUAUCGAGAAAUAGAAUCCUUGUAUCGGCUGAAUAACUCAAAUGUUAUCAAAUAUUUCGAUAGCUGGGUAAUGCAAGCUGGUGACAAACGAAAACUGUGCAUUCAAAUGGAGUUGUGUUCGGCAAACCUAAAAACAUUCGUGAACAAUCCACGCGGCACUUAGUUUAUCCAAUCUCCAAGGUGGCCACGAUUUUACCAGCAGAUAGUUAAACAAAUUUUGAACGGCCUGGUUGCCAUCCACAAAAUGAAAUGGAUACAUCGCGAUAUUCAUCCCCGGUAAUAUCUUCGUCGUAAAUCAAAAUCCACAACAAAUCAGGGAUAUCCAUGUCAAGAUCGGGGAUUUGGGGCUUGCUAGGCCAAAGGAUAGGAUAAAAAUUAAGAUCUCACCUGGAUGGACAGUAAAGCCUGAAGAGAUGCUGAUGUCUUUCUCUCACGACGGUACAUACACGGCGCCGGAGCUCAAGGAGAAAGAAUACGAUCUCAAAGUAGACGUUUACAGUGUCGGAGUUGUGUUGUAUUUCAUUAGCCGUUACCCCGUCCUAGAGAGUUCAGAAUUGAAGCAGGAGAUUAAGGCAAUAAGACGAGGCGAACAUGACAUAAAUCAACACAUAUAUCACAAAGACGAUAAAAAGUUGGUGAACCUAAUACGAAAUUUGCUUCAAGAGAAUCCGAGAGCACGCUUCACUGCGGAGGAGGCUAUAUGCACUAUGUUUCCUACUUUCCCACAGAAGCAGAUAAUUCGACUGAUGUAGACGCUGACGAAUCCAUGCCUACACCACAGAACACAUAUUCAAUUGAUAAUAACGAAUCCGUGCCUAUUUCACAGGAGAAAUAUUCAGCUGAUUCUAGCGAGGCAUUGAAGACCGAAUUCAUAGCAAGAAAAGAAAACGAAAAGGUUGUCAGUCAGUGCUUAUUAAACGAGUUCACAUUGUCCGCAAUGAAAGCAGAGGUUGAACGUCGCACUCGCGUGAAAGCAGACAGACAAGUUCUUCGACAAGAGCGUACGAUAGAUGGUAAAAUGACGCAUAUCAAAAUAGAAGAAGAUGAGGACGUCGAAAACAUUUUUAAGAUCGCAGCAAAAAAAAAAUAUGUAGUCGUGGUGGUUGUGAUCGAGCAAUCUCCAGAAAGUGUGAAGAAACUUUCCAAGACGAAAUGCACUCAUAUGUAA